Molecule: messenger RNA, 1065 nt
Organism: Apaloderma vittatum (bar-tailed trogon)
Lineage: Eukaryota; Metazoa; Chordata; Aves; Trogoniformes; Trogonidae
Gene: OGFRL1
Product: opioid growth factor receptor-like 1
Exons: 4
Cellular component (GO): membrane
Molecular function (GO): opioid growth factor receptor activity
Source: RefSeq, a predicted model, not a curated record
UUUUAUGCAGGAGUUUAUAUUGAAGAAGUCCUAAAUAAAUGGAAAGGAGACUAUGAAAAACUGGAACAUAACCACACUUACAUACAGUGGCUUUUCCCACUGAGGGAACAAGGUCUGAACUUCUAUGCUAAAGAAUUAACUACAUAUGAAAUUGAGGAAUUCAAGAAAACAAAAGAAGCAAUUAGAAGAUUCCUUUUGGCUUACAAAAUGAUGUUGGAGUUUUUUGGAAUAAAACUAAUUGAUAAAACUGGAAACGUAGCACGAGCUGCUAACUGGCAAGAAAGAUUCCAACAUCUGAAUGAGUCUCAACACAACUACUUGAGAAUCACUCGAAUUUUGAAAAGUCUUGGUGAGCUUGGAUAUGAGAGUUUCAAAUCUCCCUUGGUAAAAUUUAUUCUCCACGAAGCUCUUGUGGAAGAUACCAUUCCCAACAUUAAGCAAAGUGCUCUAGAAUAUUUUGUGUAUACUAUUAGAGACCGAAGAGAAAGGAGGAAGCUCCUGAGAUUUGCCCAGCAACAUUAUAUGCCCUCAGAGCAUUUUAUCUGGGGACCCCCAAGAAAACCUAAGUCAGAGGGAAGCAAAACAAAUAAAAAGCCAGCGUCUCCGAUUUCUAUUCACAAUAGUUGUAUUUCUAAACAUAAGAAACCAAAAGAGCCUAAGAAUGCAUCGGCAAGUGGAAGCUCAGCUGGUAAAACAACUGAAGAACGAAAGGUAGAACUCACAAAAAACGGGGAAGAAAAUGACCAGGGUGAACAAGAAACGAGUUGUGAUGCUGUUGGGCAGAUCAAUGGUGAAAAGAACAGUGAUACUGAUACGGUCCAGCUUUCAAAAUCAGAAGAAAUUCAGGAUACUUCUGACGGAAAGGAGGAUGCUUCUCUUUCCAAAAGUGAUGAUGAAAAUCUGAAUGACUGUGGAAAUCACCCAGGCACUGUAGAGAAAGAUUUAUGUGACACUGAGAGUUCUUCAAAUAACACAUCAUCAGAUCUACCAGACAACCCUGAUAAGGAUGUGCUUUCAGAGUCAGGAGGAACCCCCACAAAAACCAAGGAUGAGCUCAAAUCAUAA